CCUGCCUGGCCCGCUCCGCGAUGAGGGUCCUGCGUGCGCGCUGCGGGGCGCUGCUGGCCUGCCUGGCUCUGGUGCUGCCCGUGGGCGAGGCCAACUUUUUGUCAAAACAACGUGCUUCACAGUUCCUGGUUAGGAAACGUCGUGCAAAUUCUUUGCUUGAAGAAACCAAAAAGGGUAAUCUUGAAAGAGAAUGCAUCGAAGAGCUGUGCAAUAAAGAAGAAGCCAGGGAGGUCUUUGAAAAUAACCCUGAAACGGAUUAUUUUUAUCCAAAAUACUUAGGUUGUCUUGGCUCUUUUCGAGGUGGAUUACUCAUUACUGCACGUCAGUCAACCAAUGCAUACAUGGACCUCAGGAGCUGUGUCAAUGCCAUUCCAGACCAGUGUAACCCUUUGCCAUGCAACGAAGAUGGAUAUAUGAGCUGCAAAGAUGGUCAGGCUGCAUUCACCUGCAUUUGUAAACCAGGUUGGCAAGGGGAGAAGUGUGAACUUGAUAUCAAUGAAUGCAAAGAUCCCUCAAAUUUAAAUGGAGGUUGCAGCCAUAUUUGUGAUAACUCUCCUGGAAGCUAUCACUGUUCCUGUAGAAGUGGAUUCAUCAUGCUUUCGAAUAUGAAAGACUGUAAAGAUGUGAAUGAAUGCUCUAUGAAGCCAAGUGUUUGUGGCACAGCUGUGUGCAAGAAUAUCCCAGGAGACUUUGAAUGCCUAUGUCCUGAAGGCUACAGAUAUGAUCCCAAGUCACAGACUUGUGAAGAUGUGGACGAAUGUUCUGAAAACAUAUGUGCUCAACUUUGUGUCAAUUUCCCUGGAGGCUACUCUUGUUAUUGUGAUGGAAAGAAAGGAUUCAAACUUUCCCAAGAUGAGAGGAGUUGUGAGGUUAUUCCAGUGUGCCUUUCCUUGAAUCUUGACAAAAAUUAUGAAUUACUUUACUUGGCAGAGCAAUUUGCAGGUGUUGUUUUAUAUUUAAAUUUUCGUUUGCCAUAUAUCACCAGAUUUUCGGCCGUUUUUGAUUUCCGGACAUAUGAUUCAGAAGGCAUCAUACUGUAUGCUGCAUCCCUUGAUUACUCAGCAUGGCUCCUGAUUGCACUUCGUGAUGGGAAGAUUGAGGUUCAGUUUAAGAAUGAGUAUGCCACCCAAAUCACAACUGGAGGCAAUCUGAUUAACAACGGCCUGUGGCACAUGGUGUCUGUGGAAGAAUUAGAAGAUCGUGUUAGCAUUAAAAUAGCUAAUGAAGCUGUGAUGAAUAUAAAUAAACUUGGGAGCCUUUUCAAACCUACAGACGGAUUUCUGGAAACCAAAGUGUAUAUUGCAGGAUUACCCCGGAAAGUGGAAAAUGCUCUCAUUAGACGGAUCAACCCUCGUCUGGAUGGAUGUAUCCGAGGCUGGAAUUUGAUGAAUCAAGGGGCUUUAGGUGCAAAGGAAAUUAUCCGAGCAAAACAAAAUAAGCAUUGUCUUAUCUCCGUGGAGAAAGGUUCCUACUAUCCUGGCUCUGGAGUUGCUCAGUUUAACAUAGAUUAUAAUAACAUCAGCAAUGUGGAGGGCUGGCAAAUAAAUAUGACCUUGACUAUUCGCCCAUCUGCGGGCACUGGUGUUAUGUUUGCUCUGGUUUCUGGCAAAACAGUGCCCUUUGCCCUGUCCUUGGUAGACUCCACCUCUGAAAAUUCUCAGAAUAUUCUGGUGUCUGUUGAAAAUGUGGUUGUAUCUCAAAUAGAAGAUGUAGAUUUGUGCUUUGAUCAGCAAUUUAACCUACAAGUUCAAGUCAGCAAACACACCCUGAAGCUGUGGACGUCACAUAGAAAUGACAUGGUAUACUUAGGAGACUUUAAAGCCCACCUGGCUAUCUUGGACAUAGCAAUGAAAGGAACCGUGUCCACUUACCUGGGUGGAGUUCCAGAUGUCCCCUUCAGUGCCACUCCAGUAAAUGCCUUUUACAAUGGCUGCAUGGAGGUGAAUAUCAAUGGUGUACAGCUGGAUCUGGAUGAAGCUGUCUCUAAACAUAACGAUAUUAGAGCUCACUCAUGUCCAUCCGUUUGGAAAGAAGAAAAGAAUUUAUAAAGCCUAUUUUCUGUGAUGAUAAGAUCUCUUUCUUGAGUAUAAUAAGUGUACUUAUUAGCACCUGGUCAAUUGUACCCAUGAUGUGCAGUCUUUGAUUAUUUCAUGGUACUUUCAUAUUCUUGGAAAUUUUUUUAAAGGCUUCCCUUAAAACUAUACUUUCAGAGUUCAUUUCUAUAGUUUCUUUGUAAAAAGCACCCUUUCUAGAAGAAAAAUCAAUUGUGAUCAAAGAUACAAAUCACAUUUAAAAACCAGCUUCUAUUGCAUCUAGAAAUUAAAUAAUGAAACACACAAAAAAUUUAAAUUUCAAUUUAUUUGGUAUCAGUAAUAUUGCUUCAGUUUUUGUUUAUAAAAGUAAAGUUUGAAUUAAUUAUCGUUGAUUUAGUGUUCAAGUAUUUGUUUUUCUCAGAAAACAAACCAGUAAACCCAGACAAAAGCUCAUGUGAAUGAAUGCUAACAAACAAAAAGGCAAAUACCAUAUUUUCGUUGUGACUUCUCAUGUGAUAGAGGCAGAAGAAAUAGUGGCCGACAGAAUGUGAAAUAAGUGAAGUCUUAAAGCUUUAUUCUAAAAUCACUUCUCGGGGACCAGUGUAGACUUCACGCUUCUUUUACCCAGCUUCACAGUUGAACCAGUACUCAAUGAAUUAGGCCAUAAGAGGAGAGAUUUAAUGCGUGUAAGACAUGAGUCUUGCUUCUUAGGAACUGCUCUCUAUGACAAAGAUCUGAUUAUAUUGUGAUGAGUGUGGGAUUCUGGACACAUUCCUUGUAUUUGGCUAUAGUGGUCACAUGAGCUCUGAAUCAGACAGGCAGCAGACUUUAGUGGUGGAAAGAAUGAACAAAUGUAAAAAUUCAUUGUUUUCUUUUAAUCUAAAAUUAAAAUUGAAUGUGAUUGCUGCAGGAUAAAAUAAAUGAUGAAAAUAAAACAAUUUUUAACGGAUAAUGGCAGAGGGAUAUAGGAAAUAUUGUAUUUUAUCUUUGUAAUUUAAGUAAAGAGGUCACACUGCCACAUGCAUGUUACAAGUGCAUUUCGGCUGACAGACUGUUUUGCUAUUUGUUGUUGUUUUUCCUCCCAAGCCCAUCACCAUUCGUUUCAGGUAUGUACCAGAGGUUUCGUUGUCAUUUUAGAAAAUAAAUUUUAUUUCACUACAGACAUUUUACAUCACAUUAAACUUAAUAAAUUGAUGUGUAUUUUUAAAAUA
Jaculus jaculus (lesser Egyptian jerboa) is the source of this 3244-nucleotide messenger RNA. It is a transcript of the gene Pros1, whose product is annotated as protein S. Gene Ontology annotation, cellular component: extracellular region. The transcript has 15 exons. Gene Ontology annotation, molecular function: calcium ion binding. NCBI's taxonomy places the organism in Eukaryota, Metazoa, Chordata, Mammalia, Rodentia, Dipodidae. Bases 21 to 2048 code for a protein of 675 amino acids. The record is from RefSeq and is a predicted model, not a curated record.